CAUCUCAUGCAGAAUUGUAAGAACCCGUCGACCCAGGGAGAUGAGUAUGGCUGUCUCCGAUGUCGAUGUUUUGGGCACGUACACACCCACUGUCCGGAUCUGUACAAGCGUUAUCUCAAAACCAACAAGGCUCAGUCUCAGACAGUUGUUAAGAUCAACGACGUCGGGACUAUCCGAAGGUCAUCGUGCAGUUGGUGCGCCGGGGACCAUCACACAUGUAAAUGUCCCAAGAAACCCAGAAAUCUGCGCCUGUCAGCUGUGGAGGUCCAAUUCCUAGGUGAUAGUGAGGCAUUUUUUCACGAGAAAAUCCUGAAAAGCUCUGCGCUGGUCAGUGAGUAUGAGAAGAUACAGAGCGCAUCCAGACGCCCGGAGGUGGUCUCACACAAACGAUUUGACCAGCGCGAGGAGCGGACUAGCAGAAGCAUACGAACACACGAGCGGCCCCCCAGAGAUAGCCAUAGCCACCACGACCGCAAGCGACGCCGCACAGAACAGAGUGAGCCAGACAGUGCGCAGGAGCGGGAUAGAAGGCAGGCACGCCGCGAGGAGAAACGGGACAGGCGGGUGGCAAAGGAUAUUGAAGCGGCGAAAAUAAAGGAGAAGGAAAAGAAGGAGAAGAAAGAAAAGAAGAAGAAAGCAAAAGCAAAGGGUGACGACAGAGACAGAGGAUCCGAGAGAGGGGGCCAGAAGGCGGAUAAGACACGCGGGGAAGGAUACGACAGAAGCCAAACGCACGGGAGUGUGAAGGAUAAGAGGAAUGCGGGAGUGCAGUCGAAACGGGGUCCACUAAUUGGGUCGGAUAGAUCGCACGCAUCGCCGUACCACAGCCGUAACCACAGCCCCACGCCAUACCAGAACACUCAAAACUCAAACGUCUUUGUACGCAACGGCCUCACUCUUCCACAGGCAGCUGGCAGUUCACGGCAAAGUAUAGGUUACCAGAACCCGAAUCAGCACUACCAGAAUACAUAUACACAGCGUGCACCCACUCAGUGGCCGCCCCAUCGGUCGUCUAUGUUCGAACACGCACCUGCUAAUCCUGGAAGAAGAAGCUAUAAUGGAAAUGCCUAUGAUAACAACAACAGUAGAUCAAUGUAUAGGGGUGGAUACAAGCGCUGAUACACAGCAGCAUCCUCAAUAGUAAUUAACAAGCAAUUGAAGGGCCGUACAUUCAAUCACGAGACAUCUAAUAUUUCGCUGCCGCUUCAAUACCAAAAACGGUGGUACGUAUCGAGGUAUGAGCUGAACCAUGACUCAUUCAGCACAUGAAUAGAGAAAAUAAAAUUUCUGUUGGCUGC
Molecule: messenger RNA, 1298 nt
Organism: Sphaeroforma arctica JP610
Lineage: Eukaryota; Ichthyosporea; Ichthyophonida
Exons: 3
Coding region: 7-1119 (370 amino acids)
Source: RefSeq, a predicted model, not a curated record